This is a messenger RNA of Oikopleura dioica, 1455 nucleotides long. Lineage: Eukaryota; Metazoa; Chordata; Appendicularia; Copelata; Oikopleuridae. The record is from the annotation of a GenBank genome assembly.
AUGAGAGAUACCACCUCCUAUGAAACACAGUCUCUACUGAAUGGCGAGGAUAUCAUAUUAUCGAUAAAUGAAGCGCGACCAAGCUCCUUUCAGAAGAAAUACAUCGCAUUAGUUAUCUUCAUUCUGAUCACAGGAGCUAUUCUCUACGGCCAGUCGGAAGCGGAAAUCGAGUCCAUCUCAGAAAUUAACUAUCAAAAUGUCGUGGAAGACUUGGAUGUGGGGAAGCUUUCCAAAACGGAUAGGAAAUCCCUUCUGGCAAAACUAUUAGAAGAAGAUCCAGAUCUUCAGCAAAUCGAGACUUGGGGCGAGGAAUUCGAGGACGCUAUCGAAGACCAAGAAACCUUCAAUGAAGAGGUUCUCGAAGAAGAAGUCGAAGACGAAACUGAACUCACGAAAGAGCAGAUGGAAGACAAGGACAUUGACCUAGCACUAGACAUUUCCCCUGAAGAAGUCGCGAAUCGCUUCAAAUUACGAAAACGAAUCUACGAUGAAGAAUGCGGGCUUACUGACGCGUCUGGGCCGAUCACAAUUGAGAACUUGAAUUUCACGCUUUCCUCCGUUACACAAGUAUUCUACGAUGACAAGUACAAGGUAAUUAUGUGCGCUGCUCCGAAAGCAGCCACGACGAAUUGGCAAAAGAUGAUGGCCGUGCUCAAAUACGACGGGAUCUACGAUACAGACCACUUCAAGAAAUCGAAUGUGUACAACCAGUUGCCCCGAUUCUCCCAGCUAGCCACGGAGCAUGGCGAAGAGGAGGGAAAAAGACUCGCGCUCGAAAAGCUCAACGACCCGCAAUACACCAAGUUCAUGAACGCACGGCAUCCCUUUUCUCGGCUAGUCUCGGCUUGGCGGGACAAGUUCCCGAAGAAUCGAAAGACUGGCGGCGAAACUUACUGGUUCCGAAAGUAUGGAAGCUUCAUCUCUACAAAGUUUGAGCAGGAUUAUUACGAGAAACCUGAGGAAUACUACAUUUCAUUCCCAGCCUUUGCUGAUUAUGUCGCCUGGAUAGGCAAUCGGCAACGCUUCGAUCACCACUGGAAGACCUUCAAUUACCAUUGCCGGCCAUGUCAAUUACGCUUCGACUUCAUCACAAAGGCGGAAACAAGCUCUCAAGACUCCAAGUUUAUAAUUAACCAGGCUAAUAUAUCACACAUUCCGCAUAUUCAGCUGCCAGAAAUGUACGACAGCAGCCCGCUUCAUUCCCACAAACCAGAAGAUUACUUCGUUCAGGUCAGCCACGUGACAGUCGAGCGGCUGCAUCACGCUUACAGAGAAGACUUUAGAAUAUUUGGCUAUUCGACGAGCUCCUUCGAAAACGCCGCCCAUGGAAAGGUCCCUGAAAUCUUCACACGCCGAAGACGACGAGGACUUUCCCGCUUUGACGAAAAGUACCAUUCAUAUUUACUCAGAAAGCUUUACGCCGAGCACAAACGAAAUCACAGACUCUGGCAAUAA